AUGAAGCCUGCCACUACAUUAAUUCUCGUGGCUAUAACUACCGUCGCAAUCGUUCUCUCCACCGCCAGUGCAUCAUCGCUCGGCGGAUGGCAGCGGAUAAAGAACACGAACGACUAUCGCGUAUGGGAGGUAGCCGAGUUUGCCGUGGGAACGUACAACGUGAAAAAUCAUUUCAAACAUCCGUUGAGACUCGUAAGCAUUGGGAGCGCCGAAGUGCAGGUGGUGGACGGCUUGAACUACCUGCUCAUCGUGACGGCGACUGCAAUCGACAGCCUCAACUCCCCGAUAGUUAUGUAUCGGACGGAAGUUCACGAGAGACUUGGCGUAAAGGAGCUGAAAUUCUUCACACCUAUAUUUGAUGGAUUGAAAUAG
Messenger RNA from Linum tenue, 372 nucleotides. NCBI's taxonomy places the organism in Eukaryota, Viridiplantae, Streptophyta, Magnoliopsida, Malpighiales, Linaceae. The record is from the annotation of a GenBank genome assembly.